Molecule: messenger RNA, 3596 nt
Organism: Episyrphus balteatus (marmalade hoverfly)
Lineage: Eukaryota; Metazoa; Arthropoda; Insecta; Diptera; Syrphidae
Gene: insc
Exons: 4
Coding region: 138-2762 (874 amino acids)
Biological process (GO): asymmetric cell division; establishment of mitotic spindle orientation; regulation of asymmetric cell division
Cellular component (GO): apical cortex
Molecular function (GO): cytoskeletal adaptor activity
Source: RefSeq, a predicted model, not a curated record
UCAAAUAAAAAAAAACAAAGAAAAUAUCCUUAAAAUUACAAAUUUAUCUCUAAAAUCUGAUUUUCAUUCUUUUCUUUUUCCAGAAAGCUAACUAAAAACUUCAAAAGAAGAAAAAAAAAAAAACAAAAUAACAGAAAAUGCCAUUUCAAAGAAGCUACAGCAAAGUAUGGUGGGGUUCGGAUAAUUCAGUUCCCACGACAGCUAAUAACGGUAACUAUCAUCUAUCCUCGAACCAACACAAUGGUGGUUAUAGUUCCUUAGACUAUAACCUUAUUCGAUCCAAUGCUGGUGGUGGAAAUCUAUCUCGCAUCCAAGAGGUUGAAGAUGAAAAUUCAUCGAAAUUAUGGGCUAAACACGAAAGUCCUGGUAGCCUAAGGAGUCAGGACUCUGGAUUCUCUGAUAACGACGAAUCACAAAGUAUUGGUGGUGGUGGUCUACCUCGUAGACGAACUUCACUAUCUUCAUCCUCACCAAGGAGCGCCAAAUCGGAUUUAAGUGAAAAUAAUUGCUCUCCAACUUCUUUUCGUACCAUAGAAACUCCACCGACUGUGAUAAGGCGCAAUAAGAUGUCUUUAAAUCUUCUAACGCCAAACCGUUUGUCCUUCAGUGCACCCAAUUCGCCUUGUGUUGAGCGUAAAAAGGAUAUCGCUGAUGACAAUGCAAACGGAAACACAGAUGACACCACCUGUGAUCUUAUAAGCCAACUUAAUAGGAUUAGUUUUGUUAAUACAACGCCAAAGAGACGAGAUGAUGACAUCACAGACUUGUCGUCGUCGUCCUGUAAAUGCUCACCGAUUAAUAAGGAUAUUCUUUCGGCAACAAAGUCGACAUUGUCGUCGUCGUCUGUUAGUUCAACAUCGUCAAUUCGACGUCGUCGUUUGGUUAGCCGCAAGACGAGAAGGAGUUUAAUGCCAGCUAAUGCUGCUCCUUUAGAUGCAUCACCAACACGUCUUCUAACUGAAUAUAAUAAUGAAACAGUUAUACUUGGUGGUGCAGUAGAAGAGGAUGCCAAUAAUAAUACAAUGAAAUCUGAAGGAGGUGCUGUAAUCUCUCCACUCAAAGCUAAAUAUGGAGUGAAUUUCACCGCCAGUACUAGUACACCAAAGUCGAAGAAGGGAGUUCCUGUUAAAUAUGGAAGUACUUUACCCUCGAUGGGUAUUGAAUAUGAUAAUCCUUUGCUCAAUGGACAUCCUCCGGCUCUUCAGAGCUGGCUUGAGGAUAUUCGUAUGUCAUAUGACCGUGAAGUGAUGUCAACUCUCCAAACAAAAUCCAUUGUACUGGAAGCAUUUAAAAAUAUGAAGAUAACCAGCAAUACUGUGGCGAAGAUUAUUCGUCAACUUCAGCAACGUUCUGUGGCAAUGCAAGCUGAUUUCGAUAUUAUGGAGAAAAUACUGAAAGGUGAUACCUCAGCAACUCUCCACGUGGCUUUAACCAAAGCUCAUAAUCUACUCGAAAGUGUCGAUGAUUUUACCUUAGCUCUCGAACGUCGUUCGGUAUUUUUUGCUGAGUUCCGAGCUGAUCGUAAACGUUUUCAAGAUAAUAUUGAACACAUCAAAUUGAUUGUCAAAGAUACUCGAAUAUCUCUGGAGAAACACCAUUACAUACAAAUGGAAUCUCUACACGAUGAUAUUCAAGUACUCAAGCGCUAUUUGCUGAUAACUCUUCGCUUAGUUUUCGAAAAGUUAGUCAGAGUAAUAGUGCAAAGUGUUGAACAGUCCAAAUGUGAUUUGAUGUUGAGGGCGAAUUUGAAUAUGAUUGCAACAUUGUCGAAUAUGCAAUAUGAAGGAUUUGCAUCGUUGAGUGAUGCUUUUGUACAAAAUGAAGCAGUUAGAGCUUUGUUGAUGGUUUGUUUGGAAAAUAAAUUAUCAUCGGUAAGAGCUUUGGCAUUGAGGGCUUUGGCAACGAUUUGUUGUACCCCGGAGGCAAUAAGUCAAUUUGGUGAAGCAGGAGGUUUGGAGAUUUUGAGAGAUAUUUUACAAAAAGAUGGAGAAAAAGAGUUGACAAAGAAGACAGAUGCUGAGAGGAGAGAAGCUGUUUCGUUGUUGACGCAGAUAACAGCUCCAUGGCAUGGUGGUCAGUGUAAGGUCGAAGGACUUAAGGACUCGGCGGAAAUUAUUGUCGAAGGACUUACUGAUUUAAUCGAAAGGACCAAUUGUUGUCCAACAUUGCUCCUGUGUGCAGCCUCAUUGAACAAUCUAAGUCGUGUGGAAAUGACCUCUGUUUACUCAAUUAUGUCCAACGAGACCAUAAUCAAACUAAAGGACACUCUCGAAAAUCGUGGAUUAUCAGGAAUAUCGAUUUUCCUUUAUGAACAAAUUGUCGCAAUGCUUCACAACAUGUCCAACAACAAAAAAUGCCAUAGCCAUUUGGCCAACAGCAACAUCAUAAAUUUCAUCACGUUCAUAUUUCAAGCGGAAUUCUACCGGAAGUAUACGUCACGUGCCGAAGUUGAUGCACAACGACGCACGAUCAAAGCAAUUCUGCAUACAUUGGCCCGUCUAAUUCACGAAUCCAGUCUCGGCCAUGAGAUUCUCGAACAGAAUUUUAUUCCGAUAUUCUCAAAGGUAGGAGUACAUGAGAAUGAUGGUGGCGGCAGCGAUGUAGAUUAUGGAAAGGAUAUAUCCGUUUUGGCUCGUCAAUUGAACGAAAAUUGUACGAAUAAAUCAUUUAACCGGUCACAGGAGAGUCGUGGCUCAACAACGUCUACGUUGUCAGCUUCAGGGAUGAAAUUCAAUCUAACUCGGCAGGAGAGUUACGUUUAGAGACACAACCACCUACUCCAUCAACCCUUUAUACCUGCCAUUAUAUAGUAUAGUGAGAUGACGUUAUGCUGUGCUCAAGGAUGCAGUUAAGGAAACAUUUCGUCUCGCUAAGGAUAUACGAGGAUAAUUCUAAGCUGUCGAGAUUUGUCUUUUGCUUCACAUCUCAGGACAUUUAUCUCAUCCUUGCGUGUGUGUGUGCUAUAAAGGAGGAGUUUGGGAAAUCGAAAAUUGAUGUCAAAAACAAUGGACGUGAUGUGUAGGCUUAAUGUGUGCACGUGGAAGAAGAGAGACAGCCGCCAGAAGCUAGGCAGCCUGCGGGUGCCUCUGAUGGUGCCUAGACUGAUGUUUACUUAAAUGAUGUUGAUGCCUACAAAAUAUAAAUUAAAAUAGAUGGCGGUUAAAUGGUUUUUUUUUGUUUUGGUCGUGACUAUCGACAAGUAAACGUUUUUGCGAGCUUUUAACUUUUUUGUUGUUUCCUUGAGUUUCGAAAACAAAAAUGCUCCAGGAUGGUGGUGGUUGAUGUUGAAGUUUUUUGUUUUUGUAUUGCUCUUGGGAGGGAGCCACAUAUGAGUAUGAAUUCAAAUGUACAUAAUUAUCCUUAAAUUUAUUUUGUACAUAUAACUUUUUUAUUUUUUUUUGUUUUUUUUUUUUUUGAUGAAAUAAUAAAUUUUUAUGUUGUAAAAAAAACAAAUUGUGUAAAGUGUAAAAAUUAAAAUUACAUUAAUUUUUGUAAAUAAAAUCGUUAGUUUUAAGUUAAAAUAAAGAAAUUAAUAUAUUAUUAUAAUUAUGUAUUUAUCAAAUAAAAUAAUGUAAUUAAACAAAUAUAAAACAUAA